Salmo salar (Atlantic salmon) is the source of this 5048-nucleotide messenger RNA. Its product is annotated as XK-related protein 8. Gene Ontology annotation, biological process: engulfment of apoptotic cell; phosphatidylserine exposure on apoptotic cell surface; apoptotic process involved in development. NCBI's taxonomy places the organism in Eukaryota, Metazoa, Chordata, Actinopteri, Salmoniformes, Salmonidae. Gene Ontology annotation, cellular component: plasma membrane. The record is from RefSeq and is a predicted model, not a curated record.
AUAGUACAAGGGUUCCUCCGCAGUGAGGAGAUAUCAGUAGUAGUGGAUUCUUUAUCUCUCUCUCUUUUUCAUUGGGUUGAUAAGUGCUAGAGCCAACGCAAACGUGUGAAUUUUCAGUUUACACAGCCACCAUGGAGGAGGACGCGGGAAAAUCUAUCCCAUUCAAGUACCCCGCCUCUGACUUCUUGUUGACUGUCGGAGGUAUGAUGCUUUUUCUCCUGGAUGUGGCACUAGACGUGUGGGCGGUGGUUACUUUUUAUCAAGAAGAGGCCUAUGUGUUCAUGGGACUGCUGGUGUUCCUACUACUGGGCUCCUCAGCCCUGGUCCAGGUUUUCAGCUGGCUGUGGUACCACUAUGACAAGGGCAGUACUGAGACCAAGACAGAGAGCCUUGUGAAGAACCUUCACUUACUCAAGAUCCUUCAUGUGUUCCAGAUGGGAGUCUACCUCAGAUAUGCUGGUCUGGUGAGGAUCUCGAUAUGUGGCUUCUGCAGUAAAAAGCGUUGCAUGGAGGACAUCGCCGUGUAUCUGACCCAUGACCUUAGCCUGCUGCGCCUCAUCGAGACCUUCUCUGAGAGCGCGCCACAGCUUGUCCUCAUGAUUACCAUCAUCAUCCAGAGGGGAAUGGUGGAGCCCAUUACAAUCUUAAAGGCACUUGGUUCAGUGUCUGCCAUCGCCGUAAGCGUGACCAUGUACCACCGCUCCCUGCGUUCCUUCCUCCCAGACAAGGCCAAGCAGGGCUGGAUCUCCUCAGUGGUCUACUUCAUGUGGAACCUGCUCCUGAUUGGUCCACGUGUGGCAGCAGUCGCUCUCUUCGCCUCGGUCUUCCCCUGCUUCAUCGCUGUCCACUUCCUGUCUUCCUGGAUGGUUCUAUUUUUUGUCGCCUGGCAACUGAAGACAGACUUCAUGGACAGCGCCGGCGGAGAAUGGCUCUACCGGGCCACCGUAGGUCUCAUCUGGUACUUCAGCUGGUUCAGCAUAGUGGAGGGGCACACCAGGCAGCGGAGCACCAUCUACCACACCUGGAUAGGAGUGGAUAUUGGGAUGCUUUGUGGUUUUUGGGUGUGGCAGAUGAUGAAGAACCCUCCAUAUUUUGAACUGCCACUAGAUCCCUAUGUCAUCUUUGUCAUUAUGAUCUUACUCUACAUAGCUGGGCUCUGUCUCAAGGUGAUAUACUACAAGUUCUGUCACCCAAAGAUUACAAAGCUAGGAGAAGUCGAUCUGAGGUUGGAGCUGGUGGGGGUCUCCCAAAAUGGGAAAGAUGAAGUUGACUUUAGGUUUAUGGGUCAAACAGAACGUCCGGAACCGUCCGUCAGGUUCAAUAAAAGGAUGAGGAAUUUAGCUGAUAACUUUUACUCUUAAUCCGGAUGAUGAGAUCCCUCCUACACAUUGAAAAGACUGUAUGGGCUUGUUCAACAUUGCAGCUGACAAACCCAGCCAGGCAACUGCCAACUGACUGAUCUACAAAUUACGUUGGAUCAUAAAUAACUACUCAUUAUUUGUAGAUCAGUAACAAUUUAUCCACAAUGACUUAAAGAUCUGUCUGUUUUCAAUCCAUCCUUGUACUUGAUUGAUGAAUUAAGGUCAGUAAUUAGUAAGGAUCUCCCCUCACCUGGUUGUCUAGGUCUUAAUUGAAACCAAAAUCCCACACUUGGCCCUCCGUGGAAUGGGUUUUGCACCCCUGCCCUACUUAAAUGAACCAUCUCUACAGCUUGAAACACUGAGAAAUGUUGACACUUUCAUUGGAAUGGAGAAGAAAAAAAAAAAAAAGUAUGAAUGUAUGUAUUCACUACUGUAAGUCGCUCUGGAUAAGAGCGUCUGCUAAAUGACUAGAAUGUAAAUGUAGACAAGGAUGGCGAUACUAGACAGUUCUGUUUGGCACUGUGCAUUUCUAAUAUGAAGGUAAACAUUACAGUAAUGUUUAUCGUGGUCAUGAACUUGUCUUAUUAAUGUGAUCUCGUGAGAACAGCUAACCAGGGUUACUUAUUGACAGUGGUGGAAAAAGUACUAAAUUGUCAUACUUUAGUAAAACGUAAAAGAUACCUUAAUAGAAAAUGACUCAAGUAAAAGUGAGUCACCCAGUAAAAUACUACUUCAGUAACUCUAGAAGUAUUUGGUUUGAAAUAUUCCAAAGUAAAUGGAAUUGCUAAAAUAUACUUAAAAUGUCAAAAGUAAAAGUUUAAAUAAUUUCAAAUUCAUUAUUACGCAAACCAGACAAUGUUUUUAUUUAUAGAUAGCCAGGGGCACACCAACACUCAGACAUCAUUUACAAACGAAGCAUGUGUGUUUAGUGAGUCCACCAGAUCAGGCAGUAGGGAUGACCAGGGAUGUUCUCUUGAUAAGUGUGUGAAUUGGACCAUUUUCCUGUCAAAAUGUAACGAGUACUUUUGGGUGUCAGGGAAAACAUAUGGAAUAAAAAUAGGCAAAAAGAUACCACAGAAAACUACUUAAGUAGUACUUUAAAGUAUUUUUACUUAAGUACUUUACACCACUGCUUCCUGAAAUGUUAGCAGGGCAUGGACUCUGUCAGGACUAGAUGGUAAAAACCUUGAGGGGAUGUGAGAAUGUAAUUUUAACAGUGCGGUUGGGUGGCCAGUUCUGAGUGAAUGUGCCAAUGUCCUCAGUCUUUGUGUGCAGUGUGCUGGACUGUCUGGUUUCAUGUGUGUGAUGCGAAUGUGAUCCUUUUUGUACAGUGAUGCCAAAGGCAAAAAAAUAUUAAAAAAAUGUCCAUACAGGUGAUGAAGCACUUUGGAAGAUGACGUAUAAUCUUAUUGCUAAUUCACUGCAGAGUGUACGCACGUAUGCAAAACACUAAAACACCGACAAUGAAACCAGGCACCUUCAAAAGUACUUUUAUUUGUAUUUACACUAACAUCAGUAUUCUUAAUGUACACAAGACAACCUUAUUGGGCCUUCAACAGUGUUCCGGUCCCAUACAAAAAAAACUGGGGUGGGAAAACACAUUCGACUCAGUUAUACACUACAUGACCAAAAGUAUGUGGACACCUGCUCGUCAAACAACUCAUUCCAAAAUCAUGAGCAUUAAUAUGGAGUUGGCCUCCACUCUUCUGGAAGGCUUUCCACUAAAUGUUGGAACAUUGCUGCGGGGACUUGCUUCCAUUCAGCCACAAGAGCACUAGUGAGGUCGGACACUGGUGUUGGACGAUUAGGCCUGGCUUGCAGUCGGCGUUCCAAUUCAUCCCAAAGGUGUUCGAUGGGGUUGAGGUCAGAGCUCUGUGCAAGGCAGUCAAAUUCUGCCAUACCGAUCUCGACAAACCAUUUCUGUAUGGACCUUGCUUUGUGCACAGGGGCAUUGUCAUGCUGAAACAGGAAAGGGUCUUCACCAAACUGUUGCCACAAAGUUCGAAGCACAGAAUUGUCUAGAAUGACAUUGUAUGCUGUAGCGUUAAGAUUUCCCUUCACUGGAACUAAGAGGCGUAGCCCGAACCCUGAAAAACAGCCCCAUUAUUCCACCAAACUUUACAGUUGGCACUAAUCAUUCGGGCAGGUAGCGUUCUCUUGGCAUCCGCCAAACCCAGAUUCGUCUGUCGGACUGCCAGAUGGUGAAGCGUGAUUCAUCACUCCAGAGAACGCGUUUCCACUGCUCCAGAGGCCAAUGGCAGCGAGCGCCACACCACUCCAGCAGACGCUUGGCAUUGCGCAUGGUGAUCUUAGUUUUCCAUGGCCGCACACAAGCCUAUCUCAUGAAGUUCCCGACAAACAGUUAUUGUACUGACAUUGCUUCCAGAGGCAGUUUGGAACUUGGUAGUGAGUAUUACAACCAAGGACAGACUAUUUUUACACGCGUCAGCAUAGCGGUCCUGUUCUAUGAGCUCGUGUGACCACUUCACGGCUGUGCCAUUGUUGCUCCUAGACGUUUCCACUUCACAAUAACAGCUCUUACAGUUGACCGGGGAAGCUCUAACAGGGCAGAAAUUUGAUAAACUGACUUGUUGGAAAGGUGGCAUCCUAUGACGGUGCCACGCUGAAAGUCACAGAGUUCUUCAGUAAGGCCAUUCUACUGUCAAUGUUUGUCUAUGGAGAUUGGAUGGCUGUGUGCUCGAUUUUAUACACCUGUCAGCAACGGGUGUGGCUGAAAUAGCCAAAUCCACUAAUUUGAAGGGGAGUCGACAUACUUUUGUAUAUAUAGUGUAUGUUUCAUCAUCUUGAGUAGAGCCAAAUACAUCCCUACAAGCAUGAACAAGUUGAGCCAGAUGUAUCCCUACAAAGCUAUGUACCUUCAUAGCUCAUUGCAUUCGACAGUUGAAAUAGUACAAAAAAAAACAUUUCCAUGACAGCCAACACAGACUGGUCAAAAUGCAGAAGUACAGAAUCACACUUUUUGUUAGCAACAGAGUACUUUAAAAAAACAGAAACCGUCACUGAUAGAAAUACUGUAAACAUCUGACAAAAAAAAAAACGAAAUCAUACCAACCAAAAGGUGAAAAGCAACACUAGAGAUGUGAUCAGCAUGACAAUGAGCAAUAACAGUUUAAAUGUUUUUGGUUGGGAGUUGAUUGAUUUCCAUGAUGUUAGAUAUUGAAGAUGUGGGUCAGAGGAUCAGGCUUGUUUGAUCUUAUAUUCACAUCUCUGGAGAAAAAUAAAUUUAAAAAAUAAAAAACUUGUGGAAACAGAUCGUAAUAUGAAUGUGCAGCCAGUAAAUUAAAGACACCGGUCUGUCUUGUCAACUUCACAAAAUUCCAUGUCCAAGACACCCCUUCCAUUCCAAAGAAUCUAAUUCAUCAUUUUCCAAUGCUUACUAUUUCUCUCAUGUCCCUUAGUGGUACUGUUACAGACUACUUUAUAUGUUUCACCAGAUGUAUGGUGGAUCUGGACACCACUCAAAGUACCAUGUGAUUGAGAUGUGAUUGUCUAAGCAGUGAAAGCAAGAUACAGUGACAAAAAAAAAGGUCAAAUAAACUAAAAAGGUGGUGACAGCGGGUUUCAACAUGGAAACGGAUGCUCUGACUUAGAGGACAAGGGUGUGACUCGUCUUGACAGCAGAGCAUUUCAGCUGUAACAUUUAUGUAUUGGCAGGACAAUCAAAAC